Molecule: messenger RNA, 659 nt
Organism: Cuscuta campestris
Lineage: Eukaryota; Viridiplantae; Streptophyta; Magnoliopsida; Solanales; Convolvulaceae
Source: the annotation of a GenBank genome assembly
AAAAAAGAAAAAAAUCUUGUGAUGCUUAAAAAACCUAAGCAUUUCAUAUUUUGAGAACAAAGUUUUAGAUCCACCGCCAUCGGAAGACUUUUCGACGAAUUCAACUCAUCCGACUCAGGCAUAGAUCUGUCGUAGAGGGCGACAGUAAAUGCAUCAAUGCAUCAAGGGUCUAACGGAAACAAUCUCUCUGUUUUUUCCAGAGGUAAGGCGUCCCAUUGAAGAAAUAUUAAGACUGCUGCCAGGGCCUCAUUCAGACAGCAAGAGGAGUGGGUAUGCAAGCAAUCCGUCCUUUGACAGUCUGCCAGGGUCCAUAGACUACUCUGACAAAAUAGGUGAUGGAAGGCGGUCAUUGGUGCUUGUUGUUUUUAUUGGUGGGGUGACCUUUGCGGAGAUCAAUGCUCUUUGGUUCCUGAGUUCCCAGGAGGGGAUGCCAUAUGAUUUGAUUGCAUUGACUACAAAAAUAGUGAACGGGCACACACUGACAGAAACAUUCAUGGAGAAAUUGGGGUGACUGGUAAAGAAGAGACUUUUUAGUGUGGCUUCUUCUUUGUUGUUUUGAUGACAUUGUUGUUUUUGGUAUGACCUUUCUUGCAAACAUUUUGUCUGGAGUGUGAUUGACUUUAAAAAGGCAGGGUUGAUAAAAAAUGACCUUGAUUGAG